Molecule: messenger RNA, 762 nt
Organism: Penicillium subrubescens
Lineage: Eukaryota; Fungi; Ascomycota; Eurotiomycetes; Eurotiales; Aspergillaceae
Exons: 6
Coding region: 1-762 (253 amino acids)
Cellular component (GO): mitochondrion
Source: RefSeq, a predicted model, not a curated record
AUGGACAAUGGGACUCGUGUCGUGGCACGACCCGAGAGGUUAACGACUAAUUCUAAGGUUGCGACAAUGACAUAUCUACAAUCCAAACUACCCCUCCCAAUCCCCAAAAUCCUAGACUGGAACGAUACCCCCUCAAACCCCAUCGGCGCAGAAUACAUCAUCCAGGAGUCCGUAUCCGGUAUAAAAUUACACCUAGCAUGGUCCAACAUGAACUCGGAACAACAUAUGCUAUGUACUAAGUCGCUGGGUUUCCUCGCUUAUGGGAGUUUGUAUUCCGAUGAUGCGCCGCUUGACUCGUCUCUGAAGAUUCCCUUCGGGGAGGGCUUUUGUAUUGGACCGCAUUUCGGGGGCUUGGGGAGCGGGAACUUUAUGGGGAUUCGAGUCCUGAUUGUGGUCCUUGUUAGCGGUUUGAUAGAACUUGGAUUCUCCCGUUUACCGAAAGAAGACAGCAAUGACCAGAUUCUCCCUCAUCAGGGGUCCAUUCAAGAACAUAUCCGAUUAUUGAACAUCAGUCAACAAGUAAUGCAGUGCUUGAUCAAGGAUAAACGCAUUCAAGACUCUGCUACACCGACUUUACUUCAUCCAGAUUUCCACAUGAGGAAUAUCUACGUCUCAACCGAAGAUCCAACAGUCAUCACAGGGUUAAUAGAUUGGCAAUCAACGAGCAUAGAACCUACUUUCAUUUAUUCCAACGAGACGCCUGACUUCGCCAGUCUACCCGAACUACCUGGGGAGGACACGUUCGAGAAUGGAAAAUCCUGA